This is a messenger RNA of Aspergillus glaucus CBS 516.65, 569 nucleotides long. RefSeq lists its product as uncharacterized. Bases 96 to 479 code for a protein of 127 amino acids. The transcript is spliced from 2 exons. NCBI's taxonomy places the organism in Eukaryota, Fungi, Ascomycota, Eurotiomycetes, Eurotiales, Aspergillaceae. The record is from RefSeq and is a predicted model, not a curated record.
UCAUUUUAUUUUUAUGCUUGACAUACCAAAAACGAGCAUGGUACAUAUACGACCAAGAUGAUGAAGGGAUCUUUUGUCUUUUGGGUCUGAUCCAUAUGUGGAGAAACGGAUUAAUUGCGUUUUUGUCUAUUUCAUUCUCGUACAUGGUUGAUUUACUGACGAUGGGAACGUGGUUUUGUUUGGCCUGUUGGUUCUGGACUUUUUUAUCUGUUGUCUAUUUUGAAUCUUGGAUUGUUUCUUGGUCUGUCUCCGCAGCCUGUGCUUGUGAGUGGUGUCUUGUCUCUCGGGCUUUUGGGAGUGGGUUUUCGGUGUUUUUUGUUCGGGUCUGGUUGCGCGAGGUAUGCCUUUUCUGUUUAGAUUUAGUUCUGGGGCUGGGUAAAAAGGAUUUGCCUUCUCUCUUUUAUGCUUUUGGUUUUAUGUUUAUUGUUUAUUGUUUAUUGUCCAUCGGUUUUGGCAAAGGCAAAGGCUCUUACAUAUAAAAAAAAGGGGUGGGAUGGGCUGCUUGGCAUUAAAUUGGUUGCUGCGGUUGCAUGGGUGUCUGCCCUCACUAUCUACUUAUUGUAUUCUGG